UUGUAGGAGUAGAAGGCCAUUGGCUCUACUAGCGCCCAGUAGGCUGGCCGCAGCGGCCGAUGAAGAGCAAGUAGCAGGUUAAAAACUCCAAUAGAAAGGGAGAAAACCUUUCGUUUGAGAGAUAUAAUGUUGGUGAAUUUGGCCUUCUUUCGGAUUGAGAGUAUCUCCCUGACGUGCGUAUCUGAAGCCAGGAGAACGUCUUGUCCGCAAAUGACACCUCAGAACCAACUCUGCAACCCUCACUCUCCGAUCAACCAACUUCAAAUUGCUCCCAUGGUAGACGAUCACAUUUCCUGGGCUUACUCCAACACUUACACCCAUACUUCCACUGCAACUCAUCUUCCCCCAACAAUCGCUUGAGAAGGUUCCAAGCAAAAGCACACAAACGACAAAACACGCACUAUUUGUAUAUACCGAACUCCCAUAGCGUUUCUUGCAUGCAACACCUGCCAAAAAAACACAAUAGCGGCGAGGAAGUCUGAGUCCGGCAGUUGCAGCGGCGACUUUAGUGUUCUGACUUCCGAUUUGUUGAGACACGAAGGAGACGAAAAGCAGAGUUACGGAGGAGGGGGGAGGAAUAGAGAGAGUGCCUUAACAGUUAAACUUGAUUCGAUGCUGUUCUCAGAUAAGCAUGUUCCUGCGGUUGAUUCCGAAGGAAUCCGAAGGGCUAUCAGAUAGGAAUCCAAGCGACACCUGGCCACUUCCGUUUCUAGAACAAGGCGGUCUCCAGGGGAAAAAAAUUAUUAUGUGAGUUGCUGGUUUUGACUUUGGAAGGAACGAGAAGUAUAACAGAUGCUAUCGAGCUAAAUCGACAGUUGGGUAGGAAUACUCCACAGUUGUCUGGUGUAAUCAGAUACCCCGCGCCACGUUCUCUUUCUGAAGCAUUCUCCAACUUUCUAAUACUAAAACUAAUCCACAAGGUUGCCGGCCACAGAAACUGGUCUUAGAGUAAGGGUAUUGGGUUCUCUAAUCUUUGCAGGUUAAUCGCAAUGGAGAAGGGAAGAGUGUGUGUGACAGGCGCAGGAGGGUUUGUGGGUUCGUGGCUUGUGAAGCUUCUUCUUUCCAGGGGCUACAGAGUCCAUGGAACCGUUAGAGAGCCAGGGGAUCUGAAGAAUGCUCAUUUGAAGAAACUGGACAAUGCCUUGGAGAACCUGCAGCUCUUCAAGGCAGAUUUGCUGGACUACAGCUCUCUCCCCACAGCUAUUGCAGGAUGCAUUGGAUUAUUUCAUACUGCAAGCCCUGUCCCUUCAGGAAUGGUCUUGAAUCCUGAGGUAGAACUUAUUGAACCUGCUGUUACUGGCACACUUAACGUACUCAAGGCAUGUUCUGAAACAAAAGUGAAAAGAGUGGUGAUUGUGUCAUCCAUAGCUGCUGUUUUAAUGAAUCCAAAUUGGCCGAAGAAUCAAGUCAUGGAUGAUACAUGCUGGUCUGAUAAGGAAUACUGCAGGGAAACCAAGAAUUACUAUUGCCUUUCCAAAACUUUAGCAGAAAGUGAGGCUUGGGAAUAUGCAAAGAGAAGUGGGCUUGAUGUAGUAACCAUUUUGCCAACUCUGGUUAUUGGCCCAAUGCUGCAGGCUACACUGAAUGCUAGUAGCCGGGUUAUUCUCAGGCUUUUGAAAGAAGGAUGUGAGUCUGCGGAAAACAAACUCCUGAAGAUCGUCGAUGUCCGCGAUGUAGCUGAGGCACUGCUGCUGGUAUAUGAGAAGCUUGAAGUGGAAGGGAGAUACAUAUGUACAGCACACAUGAUCAAAACAAAGGACUUAGUGGACAAACUGAGGAGCUUGAAUCCUAACUACAACUAUCCAAAGAAUUUUACCGAGGUAGAUGAAGGUCCUAAGAUGAGUUCGGAGAAAUUGCAGCGGUUGGGGUGGAAAUUCAGGCCAUUAGAAGAGACUCUAGUUGAUGCUGUUAAAAGCUAUCAGGAGGCUGGUCUCUUGGAUUAACCGAUUUGAGUUUCUUCUGUUUCAUUGACUGUUACUAAGAUCCUGUUUGUUUCCUAGUAUAGUUUUUAUUUUCUGCAAAUAAUAUUUUACUUGUGGCAUUUUGCUA
Messenger RNA from Macadamia integrifolia, 2049 nucleotides. Its product is annotated as cinnamoyl-CoA reductase 1-like. The transcript has 6 exons. Gene Ontology annotation, molecular function: oxidoreductase activity, acting on the CH-OH group of donors, NAD or NADP as acceptor. Lineage: Eukaryota; Viridiplantae; Streptophyta; Magnoliopsida; Proteales; Proteaceae. Bases 990 to 1943 code for a protein of 317 amino acids. The record is from RefSeq and is a predicted model, not a curated record.